This is a messenger RNA of Momordica charantia (bitter melon), 903 nucleotides long. RefSeq lists its product as uncharacterized. The record is from RefSeq and is a predicted model, not a curated record. Lineage: Eukaryota; Viridiplantae; Streptophyta; Magnoliopsida; Cucurbitales; Cucurbitaceae.
AUGGUGCUGUCAAAUGCAGCGAUGCGAUCUAACUGUGAAUACAAGGUCAGUAGAUCAACGAAAUCAAAGUUCGUUGUUCGCUGCAUCGACAAUACAUGCAAUUGGAAGGUUGCAGCCCACUCUGUUGGUAAAUCUUGGAUAUUUUGUAUAUCAAAGUAUGUACAUGCACACACCUACACGAUUGACACUGUGAACCAUGACCACAAACAGGCGAGCAGCUGGGUCGUAGCGAAUCUUAUUAAGGAUAGAGUUCCUGGAACCGGUCGUAUUUACAAGAUAAAGCAUAUUAAGGAGGAUGUCCGUAAAGAGUUCGGGGUGACCAUAAGUUAUGACAAGGCCCAUCGAGCACGAGAGUUAGCAUACGCUAUUGUUAGGGGCCGACAGGAGGACUCUUACAUGCAUCUCCAUGCGUACGGUGAAAAGAUAAAAAUAGAGAAUCCAGGUACUAUUUUCCACAUCGAGACUAAAGGUUCGCUUAACUUCAAAUACCUGUUCAUGGCAUUGGGUGCCAGCAUUAGAGGAUUUCAGUCAAUCACAAGGCGUGUAAUUAUGGUUGAUGGCACACAUUUGAAGGGGAAGUUCAGAGGAGUGCUGCUAAUAGGUGUCGCCAUGAAAGGGAAUAAUCAAAUAUAUCCACUUGCAUUCGCGAUUGUAGACAACAAAAGCGAUGCAUUGUGGAAGUGGUUUAUGAAGAACUUGAAGGACAUGAUCGGAAACCCACCAGAACCUGUAUUCAUAUCUGAUCGACAUAUAAGUAUCGUCAAUGCAACAAGUGAGAUAUUCCCGGACGCAUUCCAUGCUAUAUACACUUAUCACCUAGGGAACAACAUAAAGGCUCGAUUCAAGAAUGCUGCAUUUUACAAAUUGUAUCAGGAUGCAGCGUAUGCGUAUCGGAAGUCAUAG